This is a messenger RNA of Dreissena polymorpha, 474 nucleotides long. RefSeq names its product loricrin-like. The record is from RefSeq and is a predicted model, not a curated record. The transcript has 3 exons. The coding region runs from base 1 to 474 and encodes 157 amino acids. Lineage: Eukaryota; Metazoa; Mollusca; Bivalvia; Myida; Dreissenidae.
AUGGCGGGGCUGGGGAAGCAGCACUGGCGGUGGCAGUUGUGGUGGAAACGCCGGCGGUUGGCGGGCGUCAAAAUCAUAAUUACUGGAGCUCCAUCCGGAGGUCAAAGCGGACCUGCCGCUGGCGGCCCAUCUCGAGGAGCAUCCUUCUCUGGAUCUGGUUCAAAUAGCGGUUUCUUCUGCGGAUCAACAGGCGGCGGUCCCUCUGCCGGUGGAUCUACAGGCGGUCUUGCUCCUUUCGGUCCAAUCGGCGGUCCAGUUUCCGGAGGUUCAUCAGGAGGAGGAUUUUUCUCAGGAUCAGCUUCAGGCGGCGGAUUCUUUAGCGGCGGUUGUGGUACUUCCGGUCAGGGUCCUUUUACAGGCGGUCCCUCUGCCGGUGGAUCCGCUGGUUUUGGAGGAGCGUUUGGCGGCGGCUUCAGCAUUUCAGGCGGCGGUUCUGGCGGAGCUGGACGCGGAGGAAUCGGUAAAAAAUACUAG